CCGAUUCCCCUCUUUCUUUCCCCUUCCAUCCCGAUAUUGCUCCCUCUCUUUCUCCGGGGUCGUCUUCUCCGAUCUCCUCUCUGCUGCAUCUUCUCCAGUGUCUCUGCGUGGCUGCGCCCCAGCCCCCCCUCCCGAUUUGCCACCACGCCCCAUCCCGAUGCCACCCACCCCGGCGCCGUCGCGUGCCUCCCCAUCUUCACCAAACCCUGGCCUCCCGUAGCUCUCGCUCCUUCUCUACGCAGCUCUCUCUCUCCGACCAAGCCGGCGGCGGCGCAACCUCCCGCUCUACCAAGCACGCCGGGCGGCAGAUCGGGCCGCGCCCCGUCGAGCUGCGUCGCUGGCCUGCCCCGACGUCUCUGCUCCCGUCGUCCGAGUAGCGGCGGCGCAGUCGGCGCAGCGGCUGGCAGGGCGUGCUAGGCGGUGGAGCGAGCAACGCAGCUGCAGAGCCUACCGUCGAGCAGCCCGUCGGCCGUUUGGCGGGUGGGAAGGCUCCGAGCUGGUCGUCGGGGGAUGGGGAAUCCCGAUCGCUCUGCUGCUAGGCGGCAACAACAGCUAGCUCCGUACAGGCUAAAGUGUGACAAAGAACCACUCAACAACAAGCUUGGACCACCUGACUUCUAUCCUCAAACACCAAACUGUCCUGAAGAGACAUUGACCAAAGAAUAUGUACAGUCUGGGUAUAAGGAGACUGUUGAAGGAAUUGAGGAAGCAAGAGAGAUUGUUCUCAGUCAAAUCUCGCACUUCUGCAAGCCAGAUACUGUUGUAAGAUGCAAGGAGGCAUUAAAGAAGCGGUUGAGGGCUAUUAACGAAUCUCGUGCUCAGAAGAGAAAGGCUGGCCAAGUUUACGGAGUUCCUCUUUCUGGAUCCCUAUUGAUAAAACCUGGAGUUUAUCCAGAGCAGAGACAAUGUAAUGAGGACACCCGCAGAAAAUGGGCUGAGGCUCUUGCCCAGCCCAACAAGCGACUGCGUUUAUUAUCUGAGCAUGUUCCUCAUGGUUAUCGUAGGAAAACACUUUUUGAUGUUCUCACUCGAUGUAAUAUCCCAUUACUAAGGGCAACAUGGUUUGUUAAAGUUACAUACCUCAAUCAGCCACAGGUCCGACCAACAUCCAGCAGUAUUUCCACAGGUGCUUCUGAUAAUCAACGAUCUAACCAGUGGACAAAAGAUGUUGUUGAAUAUCUACACCAACUUUUGGAUGAAUUUUGUUUGAAAGAGGUACCUCCAUCUUUAAAGGAGCAGUCAUCACCAGGGCUUAUUUCUGGAGCAACUCAAGUAAAAAUAAAAAAUGAAGCACCCUCAGCUGGUGGAGACAACGAGGAGCCCUUGGUGCACUUCAAAUGGUGGUAUAUGGUUCGUCUUGUCCAAUGGCAUCUUACAGAAGAAUUGCUCGUUCCCUCGGUACUUACCGAAUGGCUAUAUUGCCAACUUCAGGAGAGAGAUUCAAUUGAGGCCUUAGAGCUUCUUUUGCCCAUUGUACUUGGUUUGGUUGAGACCAUCACUCUGUCACAAACAUAUGUGCGCAUGUUCGUGGAUAUUCUGGUUAGACGUCUGGGUGAUGCUUCUCUUGUUGAGAACACAAAAAGGUCAUCUAUUUGUUCUGUUAUAGCUCAGUUACUGCGAUACAUGGUACUUGCAGUGCCAGAUACAUUUGUUUCUUUGGAUUGCUUUCCUCUCCCUUCAUUUGUGGCCCCUGAUGUAUAUGGUAGAGGUGCUUUACUGAAGAUAACUGGUGGUGGUGAAAUUUCUAAUUCUAAGAGGCCGGAUGUAUACCGGUACCUGUCCUGCGGUUAUGCUGUUUGUUCAAUUCAGAGACGUGCAUCUGAUCUUGCGACUGUUGCCAAUCCUAACCUUCAAGCACGCGGUGCAGCGAAAGUCGUACAAGCUUUGGAUAAGGCUCUUGUCACAGGAAAUUUGACAAUGGCGUAUUGUUCACUCUUUAAUGAUUUGUCUGAUGCAUUAAUGGAAGAGAGGUGGAUGAAGGAAGUUAGCCCUUGCUUGCAGUCUUCUCUAAUGUGGAUCGGGACUGUCGAGUUAUCUCUAAUCUGUUCUGUGUUUUUCCUUUGUGAAUGGGCAACAUGUGAUUAUCGUGAUUGUCGUACAUCUCCCUGUCAGGAUGUUAAAUUUACAGGCAGAAGAGAUUUAUCUCAGAUACACAUGGCAGUUUCUAUAUUAAAAAGCAAAAUGAGUGAGUUGAAUAACUUGUCUCGUUCUAAGAGUAGCAGUCGCAUUGCAGUGAGUAAUAUAGGUAAAGGUUCUGUGCUCAAUGAUGCUUCUCUGGCGGCAACUACAGUGAAUGAUUCUUCUGGAUUGAGAAGUAACACAAAGAAUCUAGAGGAGAAGAAGGAACGGAAGGAUACCUUUGAAAGUCCUGGUCCACUGCAUGACAUUAUUGUGUGUUGGCUGGAUCAGCAUGAGGUUAGCAGUGCUGCUGGUUUGAAACGUGUGGAUGUUCUCAUCAUUGAGCUUAUUCGCAGUGGUGUGUUUUAUCCUCAAGCUUAUGUUAGGCAGCUAAUUAUCAGUGGACUAACCGAUAAGAGUGGUACUCUGCUGGACAUGGAUAGGAAAAGGAGGCACCACAGAAUUUUGAAGCAGCUCCCUGGGUCUUCUUUAUUUGAUAUUAUUGAUGAAGAUGUACUUGCUGAAGAGCAACAAUUGCAUGAGACGAUGUUUAUAUAUUCUAGUGAGCGCCGCCUUGUGCUUUCUGAACUUUCAAGUGGUCAGUCAUUUGAUGCAAAUAACAGGGGUGAAUAUACUUCAAGUUCCUGCUUUCGGAAGGAGAGUGAUCUUUCGGUUGCAUCAGGAGGUCCUAAUCAUGGCAGUUUGCCCGAACAAGUAGAAGACGUGAAAGUUCUGGUGUCGAGCCUAUUGUGCUUUAUAUAUCCUCAACCAGUGGAAUCAGAACAUUGUGAAAUCAAAAUGAACUUCCAAGGAUCGUCAACUUCGACACUCACACAAGUUGAUACUGGAGAAGCAAAAUAUGGCUGUGAAGACUGUAUGAGGGCCAAGGGACAAAAAUUGGACGAGAGAGCCUCUCCUUUCCAAGCGUUCCCAUUGAUUCAAUCAGAUGAGGAAGAUGUUUGGUGGGUGAAGAAAGGGUCGGAGCUACAUGAAUCUUUGAAGGCUGAACCUGCUAAGUCCAUUAAACAAACCUCUAGAGGUAGGGCGAAAGUGAUUCGCAAAACACAGAAUCUUGCGCAGCUUGCGACUGCUAGAAUUGAAGGCACUCAGGGGGAGGCAUCUACUAGUCAUCUUUGUGAGAGCAAGCUGAGCUGUCCCCACCAUAAAUCUAGCACUGGUGGUGACAAUGCCAAAGAUGCUGAUCACACGAGGAUCACAAAUCUGGCUGAAGUUGGGAAGUCAUUGAAGAAACUUAGAUUGCUUGAAAGGCGCUCUAUUUCUGUGUGGUUGUUGAAAUCAAUUAGACAACUUGUUGAAGGAAAUGAGAUGACAGCCUGCAAAGCUAGCAACUCCUUAAGCUCGUUUUCCUCUCAGCCUGAUGAAAAAACUGUGUCCAAAUGGAGGCUAGGAGACGAAGAACUAAUGUCAAUUCUGUAUAUAGUGGACACCUGCUGCGAUUUAGUCUCUGGUGCAAGGUUCCUUGUAUGGUUGCUAGCAAAAAUUCGUGGUGGAAUGGCUACCUUAGGUCAAAUUGGGAGAAGUGCUACACAUAUGAAAAACAGAGAAAACCAAAUUUGUCAGGUUGGUGAGGCACUUGUGUUCUCAUCCUUGCUCAGGUACGAGAACAUACUUCUUGCAACUGAUCUCUUGCCUGAAGUUCUAAAUGCUUCAAUGAACAGACAUUUUGUGUUAGCAACUGCAAGGCAUCCUGCAUCAGCAGGUUUUGCUUAUACGCGAUAUUUCUUGAAGAAAUACAGAGAUGUGGCUAGUGUGGUUAGGUGGGAGAAGAAUUUUAGGACCACGUGUGAUCAGCGACUGCUGGCUGAGCUUGAUAACGGGCGGUCAAUCGAUGGUGAUUUGGUUUCUUCUUCCGGGGUCUCAGCAGGUGAAGAGAUUGAUGAGCAGGUCCGUCAAAAAUUGAACGGAAGGGGUUCGAGGAUAGUUCCCAAUAUGAAGGAGAUAGUGCAGCGGCAAGCUGAGGAGAUUCAACGCAAUCUGAAGGACAAGAAAAUACCUGCAGUACCCAAGAGUCCCUCAUUUGAGAAGGAAGACAGUUAUCAGAUUGCACAUGACACUGUUUUGGGCUUAGUAGAGUGUAUCAGGCAAAAUGGGGGAGCAGGUCCAGAUGGAGACCCUUCAGCAGUUGCUUCUGCUGUUUCUGCAGUUGUUGUUAAUGCUGGGAAUGUCAUAGCUAAACAUUUGGAUUUUGCAGGGGGUAACUAUUAUGGUGUUCCUUCUAUUGGUAAUUCAUUAAGCUUUGUUCGGCACACUUUGCACAUCCACAUAAGUUCUCUUUGUUUACUGAAAGAAGCUCUUGGGGAUCGCUUCAGUCGUGUAUUUGAAGUAGCUCUGGCUGUUGAAGCUUCUUCAGCAGUUACAGCAGCCUUUGCUCCUCCUAAGAUCCAGCGCAAUCAGUUUCAACCUUCUCCUGAGGCCCAUGACGCCUAUGGAAAUCAUACAAAUGAACUUCUAAGUACUUCAGGGAAAGGCUUUGUUGGGAGAACUGCAAAAGUAGCUGCUGCUAUUUCUGCAGUUGUUGUGGGAGCUAUUGUUCAUGGAGCUGUUAGUCUUGAGCGUAUGAUUGCUGUCCUGAAAAUAAAAGAUGGUUUGGAUAUUCUGCAGCUUGUAAGAGGUUUGAGAACAAGCACAAAUGGUGUGUCCCGCUCUACUGGAACUUUUAAGAUGGAGAAUUCAGUAGAAGUUUUUGUUCAUUGGUUUAGGAUCCUAUUGGGGAACUGCAGAACUGUUUUCGAUGGGCUUAUUGCAGAUAUUCUUGGUGAGUCCUAUGUUCUUGCUCUCUCGAGGUUGCAGCAGAAGCUUCCUUUAACUGUGGUCUUUCCUCCAGCCUAUUCAAUUUUUGCAAUGGUCCGUUGGAGACAGUAUAUUUUCAGCCGUGAGGAUGCACAAGUUUACCAGUCUCUUGCAAACGCAAUAAACGACAUCACAAGGCAUCAACCUUUUCGAGAAAUUUGCUUUCGUAAUACCCAUCAGUUGUAUGAUCUUCUGGCUGCUGAUGUUGGUGAUUCAGAGUUUGCUGUAAUGCUUGAAAUGCAUUCCUCUGACAAGAAUUUGAAGCAGCUAUUUAUACCUCUCCGUGCCCGUCUUUUUUUGAAUGCUCUUAUUGAUUGUAAAACACCAGCGGUUAUUCAGGUGGAUGGUUCAGAACCAGGCGAGGCAAAGGAAAAUGAGUUAAAACUCAGGCUCAUACAACUACUUGAUACCCUCCAACCUGCAAAGUUCCAUUGGCAAUGGGUUGAGUUGAGGCUUCUUUUAGAUGAACAAGCUCUUGUAGCAAAAACAGAUUCAAGUGAAAAAGUUAAUAAGACAUCGACACCGAUACUGCCGUUACUUGUAGAAGCACUUCGGUCGCUGUCCCCUAAUUCGGAGAGUUUUGCCCUUUCUGAAAGUGAGAAAGGGUUUACUGAAAUUAUCUUGUCGAGAUUACUUGCCAGACCUGAUGCUGCUCCUCUCUACUCAGAAGUUGUCCACCUUCUUGGGAAGCUACAGGAAUCACUUGUUGUGGAUGUCAAAUGGAUCCUACAAGCACAAGAUGCCCUUCUGGGGCGCAAGUCCACAAGACAGCAGCUUGUUACUAUUGCUCAACGAACAGGAGUUUCAACAAAGACAAUGAUUUGGAAGCCAUGGGGAUGGUCCAGCUUGCUUAGUGAUGUAAUGGCUAACAGAACUGCAAAGAGAAAAUUGGAGGUCACUUCAAUUGAGGAAGGGGAAGUUGUGGAUGACUCUGCUGAUACUAAAAGGCCGAGCAAAAGUUCCUCCCAUAAUGUGGAUAGAAGCGUUGAGGCGACCAGAUCUAUUAAUAAAUAUAUAACUGAGAAAGCCUUUACGGAAUUAAUGUUGCCAUGCAUUGACAGAAGUUCUGCUGAAGUCCGUGGUAUAUUUGCUGGUGAAUUGGUCAAACAGAUGGGAGCUAUCAGUGAAAACAUCAAAGCAAUAGUACGAAAUGGUACCAAACAUGCUGGUUUAGUUCCUUCUGGAAAUGAAGUUUUAUCUAACAAAUCCAGUGGUCGUAAAGGAAUUCGAGGUGGAAGUCCAAAUAUUGGCAGGCGAGCCACAGUUGAUUCAACUCCUCCUUCAGCAUCUGCUCUACAGGCUGUAGUGUGGUUGCGCCUCCAAUUUAUCAUAAGGUUGCUUCCAGUAAUCAUGGCAGACAGGAGCAUGAGACAUACACUUGCCUCUGCAAUACAAUGCCUGCUCGGCGCACGCAUAAUUUAUGAAGAUUCAGAUUCUCCCCUUCCUCCUACCAGCUCAGUUUCUUUAAGGCGGGAAGUGGACUCUUUGCUGGAACCUCCCUUAGAUGUCCUGCUUGAUCGCCCAAGUGACAGUCUUUUCGAGAGGCUUUUAUGUGUUUACCAUGCACUACUUGGCAAUUUCAAACCAAGCUGGCUGAAGUCAAAGUCAGUUUCCAAGCCAAACGCGAGAGCUCCACGAGAAACCCCUGCAUUUGACAAUGAUGUGGCUGUGGGCUUGCAGUCUGCAUUGGAUCAUAUGGAGUUGCCUGGAACAAUCAGGCGAAGGAUCCAAGCUGCUAUGCCUAUACUCCCACCAUCUCGCCACCCUUGUAUACAAUGUCAACCUCCUCAGUUGUCCUUGGCUGCAUUAUCACCACUCCAGAGCAGUACAUCUACAGCAGGUCCUCAACAAAAAAAUGCUUCUCUCAGUUGGGUUCCCACCAAUCUCUCGAGCAGAAGCAAGGCCGGGUUGCCUUCCCAAGAUCCUGAGAUGGAGGUAGAUCCUUGGACCUUGCUCGAAGACGGCACGAGCUGCCCCUCCAUGUCGUCAGGAAGCAACGGCACAAGUGGCAUCUCCGGUGAUCAUGCCAAUCUAAAAGCUUGCAGCUGGCUCAAGGGCGCUGUCAGGGUGAGGAGGACAGAGCUGACCUACAUUGGGUCUCUGGAUGAUGACAGCUGAUGUACAGUAAUGUCGGUCGGCCAGCGAGGAUGGCCUAGUUUUGGACCAGAUGGAAGAAUUCUUUGGAAGGAAGAGGGGUGGUUCUGUACAACAGUGGGCCUUAUGGGGCGGCCUAGAUGUAGAAUACCAACUUUUGCCCCUGUUUUGUGCCUAAGGCCUCGCGGGUGCGACUCUGUACAUAAUGGGGACACUAAUCCGGUCCUCGAAACGAUGGCCCUGUGUUAGCUUAUAUUAUCCUUCAGAUUUAGGAAGAUGAUGAUGACGCACUUAGGUGAUUCGCUGAAUGGCUCAUAUAUGCUUUGAUCUAAUUGUAGUGCAAGUUGGCAUGCUGCUGCUGCUGUUCAGCUGAGGUGGUUUGGCCUGUUGAUAUAUUCUGUCUGGACUAAUUCUGCAACUGCCUGUAACUUUAGCAGCAUCUUUGAACAUUUGGCAGGUGGCCAGUUAAUAUUGCUCUUGACUUACCGUUUGGCA
Molecule: messenger RNA, 7518 nt
Organism: Brachypodium distachyon (stiff brome)
Lineage: Eukaryota; Viridiplantae; Streptophyta; Magnoliopsida; Poales; Poaceae
Product: mediator of RNA polymerase II transcription subunit 12
Exons: 12
Coding region: 511-7047 (2178 amino acids)
Biological process (GO): regulation of transcription by RNA polymerase II
Cellular component (GO): mediator complex
Molecular function (GO): transcription coregulator activity
Source: RefSeq, a predicted model, not a curated record